Molecule: messenger RNA, 1894 nt
Organism: Carassius auratus (goldfish)
Lineage: Eukaryota; Metazoa; Chordata; Actinopteri; Cypriniformes; Cyprinidae
Exons: 14
Coding region: 446-1879 (477 amino acids)
Source: RefSeq, a predicted model, not a curated record
GCGAAGUAGCGAGCGAACUCCAUUUUGUUCUUUCGCACGUCACACUCUGGCUUCAUAGUGAUCUUUUCGGGAACAGAUGGCAGGAAAAGAUAAAAUAUGAGUUCAGGCGAUCGGGACCUGCUGCCGUAUUUCACUUUAUUAAAUGAAGAUCAGUCACCAGACGACAGGAAAUAUAUAGAACUGAGGAUAUAUAACUUCUGAACAAAAUGACCACGGAGAAGCGAAAGUGAAAGUAGUCCUAACGUUAACUAAAAGCUCGUAUCAGUAUUUCAGUCAAGCGUAUUCAGAGGUUAUCAUAUUAGUAUUUGUCAGCUGGAACAAGUCUUUUAGCAGUUUAUGAAGCGUUUGUUUUUACAUUUUAACACAUUUGUCCAGUGGUUGACUCGACGUCUAGGCCAUGGAGCCGAAUAAGAGUGCACACUUGAGAUAACUGCUAAAUGAGGCUAUGGACACACAUGAAGAGGAAGAUGAUGUGGGGACGGUGGAGAGUGAACGAUUAAGAGCAGAUAAAGCAACAUGUCCAUCACCUUCAGUCACAUCUCUACAAAGUGACCAGUUACUGGAUCGACCGAUAUUGUUCAAAGAUGGAUCUCAGAGUUUCCUGGUGAUAGAAAGGUUGAGAGAAGGUCAAUCAACAUCUCCAGCACCGUCAGUCACAUCCCUACAAAGUGACCAGUCAAUGGAUCGACCGAUAUUGAUCAAAGAUGGAGCAGAGUGUAAAGGGGGGAAUAAAAGGUCGAGACCAGAUAAAGGAACUUCUCCAGCACUCUCCUGUACAUCUCUACAAAGUGACCAGUCAAUGGACCGACCGAAACUGUUCAAAGAUGGAACUCAGAGCAAUGAAAGGCUGAGACCAAAUAAAGCCACAUCUCCGGCACCGUCCAGCACAUCUCUGAGAAGUGACCAGUCAAUGGAUCGACCGAUACUAUUCAAAGAUGAAGCACCAAUAAGGUCGAGACCAGAUAAAGGAACUUCUCCAGCACUCUCCUGUACAUCUCUACAAAGUGACCAGUCAGUGGACCGACCGAUACUGUUCAAAGAUGGAACUCAGAGCAAUGAAAGGAUAAGACCAGAUGAAGCAACAUCUCCAGCACCGUCUUCUGUAUCUCUAAAAAGUGACCAGUCAAUGGAUCGGCCAAUACUAUUUAGAGAUGGUACACAGGGUAUAAGGAGGAUUAAAAGGCUGAGACCAAAUAAAGCCACAUCUCCGGCACCGUCCAGCACAUCUCUGAGAAGUGACCAGUCAAUGGAUCGACCGAUACUAUUCAAAGAUAAAGCACCAAUAAGGUCGAGACCAGAUAAAGGAACUUCUCCAGCACUCUCCUGUACAUCUCUACAAAGUGACCAGUCAAUGGACCGACCGAUACUGUUCAAAGAUGGAACUCAGAGCAAUGAAAGGAUAAGACCAGAUGAAGCAACAUCUCCAGCACCGUCUUCUGUAUCUCUUAAAAGUGACCAGUCAAUGGAUCGGCCAAUACUAUUUAGAGAUGGUACACAGGGUAUAAGGAGGAUUAAAAGGCUGAGACCAAAUAAAGCCACAUCUCCGGCACCGUCCAGCACAUCUCUGAGAAGUGACCAGUCAAUGGAUCGACCGAUACUAUUCAAAGAUGAAGCACCAAUAAGGUCGAGACCAGAUAAAGGAACUUCUCCAGCACUCUCCUGUACAUCUCUACAAAGUGACCAGUCAAUGGACCGACCGAUACUGUUCAAAGAUGGAACUCAGAGCAAUGAAAGGCUGAGAUUAAAAGACCCAACAUCUCCAGCUCCUUCAUGCACAUCUCUGAAAAGUGCCCAGUCACAGGAUCGACCGAUAUUGUUCAAAGAUGAAACACCAAGCUUCCUGAAUGAGGAAAGGUAUUCAAAUUUAAACAAUAAUUAGACAAAAAAAGUUUUA